Molecule: messenger RNA, 982 nt
Organism: Corylus avellana
Lineage: Eukaryota; Viridiplantae; Streptophyta; Magnoliopsida; Fagales; Betulaceae
Gene: SWEET3
Product: Nodulin MtN3 family protein
Biological process (GO): carbohydrate transport
Cellular component (GO): membrane
Molecular function (GO): sugar transmembrane transporter activity
Source: RefSeq, a predicted model, not a curated record
UCUUAUUGUUGGGACCAUUUCUACAUCUUAGGACCAUCCUUCCAGAGCAAACAUGGGAGAUAGGUUGCGGAUGGCAGUGGGAGUCAUGGGGAAUGCUACUUCUGUGUUACUUUAUGCAGUUCCCAUAUUAACUUUUACAAGAAUCAUAAGGAAGAAAAGCACAGAGGAGUUUUCAUGUGUUCCUUACAUCAUUGCACUAGCAAACUGUCUCUUUUAUACUUGGUAUGGACUGCCAGUGGUAAGCCAUAAUUGGGAAAAUCUUCCUCUAGUUACCAUCAAUGGCCUGGGAAUUCUUCUCGAGUUCUCCUUCAUUUUCAUAUAUUUCUGGUUCGCUUCAGAUAGACGUCAGAAGAUGAAGGUGUUUGUGUCGGUGACAUGUGUUAUCAUAGGAUUCAGCAUCCCUGCGAUCAUCUCAGCUCUUGCUUUCCAUGAUCACCAUCAUCGAAAGGUGUUUAUUGGGAGUGUAGGGCUUCUGGUCUCUACAACAAUGUACGGUUCUCCACUGGUAGUGAUGAAGCAAGUAAUACUUACAAAGAGCGUGGAAUUCAUGCCGUUCUACUUAUCUUUUUUCUCAUUCCUUGCUAGUUCAUGUUGGAUGGCUUAUGGAGUACUGAGCCAUGAUCUGUUUCUUGCGGCCCCAAAUCUAGUUGGUUGUCCUUUAGGCAUCCUUCAACUCAUGCUCUACUGCAAGUAUAGGAAACGAGGAAUUAUAAAAGAACCAAGCAAAUGGGAUUUGGAAAAGAACGAUGAGAAGUCCAAACAGUUGCAGCUCAUGACUAAUGACGGCAUUAAUGGAAAAAAUUGAAGAAGUCAACUAAGAUCUGAUUAAGUUCCAUUUCAAUGUUGUGUCCCAUAGGAUGGGUCUUUAAAAAUUUUAGUUCAAGAUAGGUCAUGCAUCAAUGCAUGUAUAUGUACAUGCAUGCAUGUGUAUUUUGUCUUUUAUCUUAUGUAAUGAUCUGUACUAUUUAUUUUAAGAGGUUUG